This is a messenger RNA of Maniola jurtina (meadow brown), 810 nucleotides long. RefSeq names its product iron-sulfur cluster assembly 1 homolog, mitochondrial (gene MagR). The record is from RefSeq and is a predicted model, not a curated record. Lineage: Eukaryota; Metazoa; Arthropoda; Insecta; Lepidoptera; Nymphalidae. Bases 148 to 543 code for a protein of 131 amino acids. Gene Ontology annotation, molecular function: 2 iron, 2 sulfur cluster binding. Gene Ontology annotation, cellular component: mitochondrion; cytoplasm. The transcript has 3 exons. Gene Ontology annotation, biological process: iron-sulfur cluster assembly.
UGUCAUUUAUGUCAAAUCAUAUGACGUUUGACGUUUCCUAUUUGAAAAAAGAUGAAAAAUUUUCAUUUCAGUAAUUUGCUUUGCGUUAAUGCGUAAAUAAAUGAAUAAAAUGUCGUGUUAAUAAAAACUAAUAGCACAAAAUUUAAGAUGGCUACGAAAUCAAUAGCAAGUGCCACAGUGCGAGCAGUGAAAAAACGAAUAUUGCCAUCCAGAGCAGCACUUAUAUUAACCCCAUCAGCUGUUCAGAAAGUAAAGGAGAUUAUGUCCAAAGAAGAGGCUAAGGGAUUCAUUGGGUUGAAGGUUGGUGUGCGUCAAAGAGGUUGCAAUGGACUGUCUUAUACUUUGGAUUAUGCUUCUACCAAGGGAAAACUUGACGAGGAAGUGAAACAAGAUGGUGUUACUAUAAUUAUCGACAAAAAAGCACAAUUAACAUUAUUGGGAACUGAAAUGGACUUUGUUGAAGAUAAGCUUGCAGCGGAGUUUGUUUUUAAUAACCCUAAUAUCAAAGGCACCUGUGGCUGUGGAGAAUCUUUUAGUAUAUAAUUUUUAAGACUUAAUUUUGUAAUUAGUAGAAUUGUUACUGCCCAAUCAUAUUUUCAUGUAAUUAAUUAAUAAUUAUAUAGUUCUUUUGUUAAAAUGUGAGUGGGCAAGCUUGUAUAUAUAUGUAUAUUAUGUAUUAAUAUUUAAUAUGCAUUGAUGAUUAAUAUAGAUGAGUUCCUUUUCUGUUUUCUAUUUUUUAAUUAGUAGUAGAAAUUAUUUGUAUAUAGAUUGUAAGUUUUAAAGAUUAAAAUAUUUUGUUUCUAAAAUUGA